Annulohypoxylon truncatum is the source of this 786-nucleotide messenger RNA. Its product is annotated as magnesium transporter. The transcript has 2 exons. The record is from RefSeq and is a predicted model, not a curated record. Lineage: Eukaryota; Fungi; Ascomycota; Sordariomycetes; Xylariales; Hypoxylaceae. Bases 76 to 495 code for a protein of 139 amino acids. Gene Ontology annotation, cellular component: EMC complex. Gene Ontology annotation, biological process: protein folding in endoplasmic reticulum.
CCCAGUCAUUUACUCUAAACACCAUCAAUCAUUUUCAACAACCAUCACCUAUAUGUCAUUAGGUGUACACAAAAGAUGACUAUGAUUUCUAAGUUAACAACAGCCUUCGGGCUGGUCCUAUUAGCAGAUGCCUGUUACUCGGCUUAUGAACAUUCUGUUCUUCAGGCGCACCGGGCCGCAUCCCUCUCUUCCUUAACGACAUCGCAUAACGCCCCAUCCAGCACAUUACCUAUUGACAUCACCAUCGAAACCAUUGUCGCGACUCUUGUCGUCUGCCUAGGAAUGGUGCUGGGAACUUCAAAUCUACGUCCGAUCCAAUGGCGCGUCUGGGCAGGGAAGAUCGAAAGAGAAGGUGAAGCUGGAUUUCUAGACGGCAACGGAGAGCUAGAGAAGGAUUACGUCGGAAACCCAUUCCGCUUAUUAGAGAGUCGGCCCGGAUUCGUCGAUAUUCGGAAGCAGAGGAGAGAGUUUGCCGAAUGGGUUAAAAACAAAUAGACGGGUUGAGCGGCCAGUAUAGAACAUAAAGGACAUCAACAUUACAAUGGACCUAUUAUACCGGCCACGAGUAUAGAGAAUUAGAGGUAGAAUUAUAUGCUUGAGGCUACCUACAUAUACCUACCUACCACGACUUUUGGCGAUUUAUACGGUUAUCUCCAGCUAGAUGGGUUCCUAGGUAUCCGGGUAAACUGGUAAUCACUCUCUGUAAUGCUGAUCCUGACAAAGUAGCUGGAGAGAUAAACAAAUAUUCAACACUACAGGUCCGUCGAGGGUACGUCUUUACUAGGU